UCACUGCAGGCAGAUCUGCCCCUCGUUGUGAAACGGGGCUUUGCACACUUUCUGAAGCCCAGGGAAUUGGUGCUGACUUCCAAGCUGCCUGGUGGAAGAAGAGAAAGUUGAUCUGCAGACCCUGAGGGGAGAGGGAGAAGCCCCUCUCCCCUCCCCCUACCACAGCACCAUGGGCAACGUUUGUCUGAGAUUCUGGGCAUACUUGCGGCCCUGUCUCCCCUGCUUGUUUCAGGAGGCUGACAAGCCAGGAGUGGUGAUUGAGAACCCCAUGGCCCGCUGCUCCCCCGGUCCUCCCCAGCUGCAGAGUCAGGAGCCCGGGAGAAGCCACGGCCACUACUUUGUGGCUCUGUUUGACUACCAGGCUCGGACCGCAGAGGACCUUAGCUUCCGCACGGGCGACAAGCUCCAAGUCCUGGAUACUUCCCGGGAGGGCUGGUGGUUCGCCAGGCACUUGGAGAAAAGGGGAGAUGGCUCUGGCCAGCCGCUGCAGGGCUAUAUUCCUUCUAACUAUGUGGCUGAGGACAGAAGCCUGCAGGCAGAGCCGUGGUUUUUUGGAGCAAUCAAGAGAACAGAUGCAGAAAAACAACUAUUAUAUUCAGAAAAUCAGACGGGUGCCUUUCUAAUCAGAGAGAGUGAAAGCCAGAAAGGAGAUUUCGCCCUUUCAGUUUUAGAUGAGAGGGCUGUGAAACACUACAGAAUCAGAAGGCUGGAUGAAGGGGCAUUUUUCCUUACCCAGAGAAGAACCUUUUCAACACUGAAUGAAUUUGUGAGCUACUACACCAAGACAAGUGAUGGCCUGUGUGUCCAGCUGGGAAAACCAUGUUUAAAGAUACAAGUACCAGUGCCUUUUGAUUUGUCGUAUAAAACCGCGGACCAGUGGGAGAUAGACCGCAAGUCCAUACAGCUUCUGAAGCGAUUAGGAUCUGGGCAGUUUGGGGAAGUGUGGGAAGGACUGUGGAACAACACCACUUCAGUAGCAGUGAAAACAUUAAAACCAGGUUCAAUGGAUCCAAAUGACUUCCUGAGGGAGGCACAGAUAAUGAAGAACCUAAGACAUCCAAAGCUUAUCCAGCUUUAUGCUGUUUGCACUUUGGAAGAUCCAAUUUAUAUUAUUACAGAGUUGAUGAGACAUGGAAGUCUGCAAGAAUAUCUCCAAAAUGAUGCUGGAACAAAAAUCCAUCUGCCUCAGCAGGUGGACAUGGCCGCGCAGGUUGCCUCUGGGAUGGCUUAUCUGGAGUCCCAGAACUACAUUCAUAGAGAUCUAGCUGCCAGAAACGUCCUGGUUGGUGAACAUAAUAUCUACAAAGUUGCAGAUUUUGGACUUGCAAGAGUUUUUAAGGUAGGUAAUGAAGACAUCUAUGAAUCCAAACAUGAAAUAAAGCUUCCAGUGAAGUGGACUGCGCCCGAAGCCAUCCGUGCUAAUAAAUUCAGCAUUAAGUCCGAUGUGUGGUCAUUUGGGAUCCUUCUUUAUGAAAUCAUUACUUAUGGCAAAAUGCCUUAUACUGGCAUGACAGGUGCUCAGGUAAUCCAGAGAUUGGGUCAAAACUAUAGACUCCCUCAACCACCUAACUGUCCAGCACAGUUCUACAACAUCAUGUGGGAGUGUUGGAACGCAGACCCUAAGGAACGGCCAACAUUUGAGAAACUGCAUUGGAAACUUGAAGACUAUUUUGAAACAGACUUUUCAUUUUCGGAUACAAACAACUUUGUAAGAUGAACACUGAAGAAGACAAUUCAAUAAUGAAGUAACAAAAGAGUUCAAUAAUCAGUCCAGAAAUAACAACCUUAUUAAUCGACUGCCAGAAGAGCUUACCUCGACAUAUUCAAGUGAGAAGGUCAACUUGGCCGUGUAUUACGAAGAAGAUUGUAUGUACACUUCAUUGACUGGGCAACACUGCAGGACAGUCUAAGAUGAUAUUUUAUCACUGUCUGGCAAAAAUCAAACACAUAAACACAGUUACUUUUCUUUUUUAAAAAAAUACUUACAUUUCUAUUUAUUGUUUGAAAUACUGAUCAAGAGGAUCAACAGAUGAUAGUCAAUUUUUACUCAGUGACUGUUGUAGCAUUUUCCUGUUUACUGAUUAAAGUGGUUAUUCAUUA
Molecule: messenger RNA, 2100 nt
Organism: Neogale vison (American mink)
Lineage: Eukaryota; Metazoa; Chordata; Mammalia; Carnivora; Mustelidae
Gene: FRK
Product: fyn related Src family tyrosine kinase
Exons: 8
Coding region: 170-1717 (515 amino acids)
Biological process (GO): cell surface receptor protein tyrosine kinase signaling pathway; innate immune response; protein phosphorylation
Cellular component (GO): extrinsic component of cytoplasmic side of plasma membrane
Molecular function (GO): signaling receptor binding; non-membrane spanning protein tyrosine kinase activity; ATP binding
Source: RefSeq, a predicted model, not a curated record